Physcomitrium patens is the source of this 2094-nucleotide messenger RNA. Its product is annotated as eukaryotic translation initiation factor 3 subunit D. Gene Ontology annotation, cellular component: eukaryotic translation initiation factor 3 complex; cytoplasm. Gene Ontology annotation, molecular function: translation initiation factor activity. The record is from RefSeq and is a predicted model, not a curated record. Gene Ontology annotation, biological process: translational initiation. Lineage: Eukaryota; Viridiplantae; Streptophyta; Bryopsida; Funariales; Funariaceae.
UGCAUAACCCUAAAUCCUGAUUCCUUACCUCCUCAUUUCAUUUCAUCUCAUCUGUGGGUGGUGGCAACCGUCAGCGCAGCUGCUGAGGGAAGCAGAGGGAGCUCGUAGUUUUCACAGCUAUGGCGGUGGCAUUUGCAGUGCCACAGGUCACCGAGAACCUUGAAGGAUGGGGACCUGAUGCGGGCUGCGUGCCAUUGCAGCUGGAGCAUGUGCCGUAUGCGCCUUUCAGUAAGGGUGACCGCGUAGGUCGAGCGUCGGAUUGGACGGGGCAAACUUUCAAGUAUAACAAUGGUCGGUUCAAUGAUCGCAAUAAUACCGGCGGAGCCUCCGUUUUCAACUUCUUUCACAAUGAGGACGAGGAUUCUUUUCAUUUGGUUGACACACGACCCCCUCCUCGACCCAAGUACGGUGGACGCAGAUUUCAGCAGCGAUUCCAGAGGAGAGAUCGGGAUGAAGGCAGGCGUGAUGGUGGUCGCGAUAGUGGUGCUGGUGCUGACAGGGAAAGACAACGCAGAGAAAGAUUGCAGCAGCAAAAGAGAGGACAGUGGAAUGCUUACUGGCAGGACAAAAAUGCCCCUCGUAUUGUUUACAAUAGCUCGGUGGAUAUUCGACCAGAGUGGGCAGUUCUGGAACAGAUUCCUCUUACAGCUCUUUCCAAGUUGAGCUACGAAGUGGGAGAGCCGGAGGACAUUACAACAUGCGGAUCCUUGGAAUAUUAUGACAAAACAUUUGACCGUGUAACACCAAAGACGGAGAAAGCAUUGGAGAGGUUCGAAAACCGCACGUUUUACAAGGUUACAACUACUGAUGAUCCUGUCAUCAGGCGGUUGCUCUUGGAGGACGAGAAUGUGGGUACUGUAUUUGCUACCGAUACUAUUCUGGCCACACUUAUGUGCUCACCUCGCUCAAUGUACUCAUGGGAUAUCGUUAUCCAGAAAGUGGGCAAUAAACUCUUUCUUGACAAGCGUGAUGCUUCCUUCGAUCUCCUCACUGUUUACGAGACUGCACAGGAGCCUAUUCCUGAAGAGAAAGAUAGUAUAAAUUCGGUCCACUCGUUGAGCCAGGAGGCCACAUUUGUUAAUCAGAACUUCUCUCAGCAAGUUUUGCAAAAGGAAGGAAAGAAGUUCGAAUUCAAGGAGCCAAACCCCUUUGCUUCGGAGAAUGAAGAAGUGGCAGCUGUUGCGUACAGAUAUCGGAAGUGGAAAUUGGAUGAGGAAACGACCUUGGUGGCCAGGUGUGAGCUUCACGGUGUGGCAGACGUGAAAGGUUCAGAGAUCCUGUUGACAAUUAAUGCAUUGAACGAGUUCGACUCCAGGAUCACGGGUGUUGAUUGGCGUCAAAAGAUUGAAAAUCAGCGUGGAGCAGUACUCGCAACUGAGCUUAAGAACAAUGCUAACAAGCUGGCCAAGUGGACAGCUCAAGCUCUCUUGUCAGGAGCUGACCAGAUGAAGCUAGGGUAUGUUUCAAGGGUGCAUCCUAAAGACAACUACAACCAUGCGGUGCUCACUAUGCAAGGUUACAAGCCCAAAGAGUUUUCUGGCCAAAUCAAUCUUAAUGUUAACAAUAUGUGGGGCAUUUUGAAGACUGUUGUGGAUAUGUGUAUGAAAUUGGACGAGGGAAAGUAUUUGUUGGUGAAAGACCCCAACAAACCUAUCGUCAGGUUGUACUCUGUUCCGGCAGAUGCUUUUGAAAAUGACUAUGCCGAAGAACCUUUGCCUGAGGAUGAACAACCACCCCCGCCUCCUGUAAAUGACGACAAACCAGAGCUUGCGGAAGAAAAGGACGCAGAUGAGAUUUGAAGUUAUCAUCCUCAUAAGUUAUCGAGAUUUUAUUGCACCUGCAUGAUUUUGAUUUUGUAGGCAAUUCCGCCUUAUACACUUUUUUAGUGCAUGUGGCAGAGACGGCUACCUUCGAGGCUUUAGCCGCGAAGAUUUUGCAUGAAAUGGUUGUAGGAUUUUUUGUAGGUAAUGCGAGUAGAGUCUAACCUCCACAAUAUGUCAUUUCACAACAUGUAUCUCCAUAAUUCGAUAUAUUUUUUUAUGCUACCAAAAGAUCGGUUUAACUAUGAUCAUUUAACGACUACGCUUUAAAAUC